AGUAACGGUUUCCUAUUGGCUGGCAGCCCGAACUCACAGACCAGCUAAUUGGACGCAGUCAGAACCCAGCAGUCUUUCUUUGUAUUCCUCUGCGGGAUUGGUGUGCCCAGGGGUUUGACUUUCCAAUUGGCUAACGCCGGUGUGGGAGGGGAAUGUGGGGAGUUUUGAAUUUGAAGCCGGUAGGCAGUGAUAAUCCGCAUUCAGUUGCCGAGGAGUGCCAGUGACCUUCAGUUUCUGGAGCUGGCCGUCAACAUGUCCUUUCCUAAGGCGCCCCUGAAAAGAUUCAAUGACCCUUCUGGUUGCGCACCAUCUCCUGGUGCUUAUGAUGUUAAAACUUCAGAAGUAUUGAAAGGACCAGUAUCGUUUCAGAAAUCACAAAGAUUUAAACAACAGAAAGAAUCUAAACAAAAUCUUAAUGUUGACAAAGAUACUACUUUGCCUGCUUCAGCUAGAAAAGUUAAGUCUUCGGAAUCAAAGAAGGAAUCUCAAAAGAAUGAUAAAGAUUUGAAGAAAUUAGAGAAAGAGAUUCGUGUUCUUCUACAGGAACGUGGUGCCCAGGACAGGCGGAUCCAGGAUCUGGAAACUGAGUUGGAAAAGAUGGAAGCAAGGCUGAACGCUGCACUCAGGGAAAAAACGUCUCUCUCUGCAAAUAAUGCUACACUGGAGAAACAACUUAUUGAAUUGACCAGGACUAAUGAACUACUAAAAUCUAAGUUUUCUGAAAAUGGUAACCAGAAGAAUUUGAGAAUUCUAAGCUUGGAGUUGAUGAAACUUAGAAACAAAAGAGAAACAAAGAUGAGGGGUAUGAUGGCUAAGCAAGAAGGCAUGGAGAUGAAGCUGCAGGUCACCCAAAGAAGUCUCGAAGAGUCUCAGGGGAAAAUAGCCCAACUGGAGGGAAAACUUGUUUCAAUAGAGAAAGAAAAGAUUGAUGAAAAAUCUGAAACAGAAAAACUCUUAGAAUACAUCGAAGAAAUUAGUUGUGCUUCAGAUCAAGUGGAAAAAUACAAGCUAGAUGUUGCCCAGUUAGAAGAAAAUUUGAAAGAGAAGAAUGAUGAAAUGUUAAGCCUUAAGCAGUCUCUUGAGGAGAAUAUUGUUAUAUUAUCUAAACAAGUAGACAGUCUAAAUGAAAAAUGUCAGCUGCUUGAAAAAGAAAAAGAAGACCAUAUCAACAGGAAUAGAGAACACAAUGAAAAUCUAAAUGCUGAGAUGCAAAACUUAAAACAGAAGCUUAUUCUUGAACAACAGGAAUGUGAAAAGCUUCAACAAAAACAACUGCAAGUUGAUUCACUUCUGCAGCAAGAGAAAGAAUUAUCUGCUAGUCUUCAUCAGAAGCUCUGUUCUUUUCAAGAGGAAGUGGUUAAAGAGAAGAAUCUCUUUGAGGAAGAAUUAAAGCAAGCACUGGAUGAGCUUGACAAAUUACAGCAAAAGGAGGAACAAGCUGAAAGGCUGGUCAAGCAAUUGGAAGAGGAAGCAAAAUCUAGAGCUGAAGAAUUAAAACUCCUAGAAGGAAAGCUGAAAGGGAAGGAGGCUGAACUGGAGAAAAGUAGUGCUGCUCAUAACCAGGCCACCCUGCUUUUGCAGGAAAAGUAUAACAGUACAGUGCAAAGCCUUGAAGAUGUUACUGCUCAAUUUGAAAGCUAUAAAGCAUUAACAGCCAGUGAGAUAGAAGAUCUUAAGCUGGAGAACUCAUCAUUACAGGAAACAGUGGCCAAGGCUGGAAAAAGUGCAGAGGAUGUUCAGCAUCAGAUACUGGCAACUGAGAGCUCAAAUCAAGAAUAUGCACGGGAAAAAUUAAUGAAAAUGGCUAUAAAAUGUUUAGUGAACUCUUCUCUCUCAAACCAAAGGAUGCUUCUAGAUCUGCAGACCAAGUCAGCAUUAAAAGAAACAGAAAUUAAAGAAAUCACAGUUUCUUUUCUUCAAAAAAUAACUGAUUUGCAGAACCAACUCAAGCAACAAGAGGAAGACUUUAGAAAACAGCUAGAAGAUGAAGAAGGAAGAAAAGCUGGAAAAGAAAAUACAACAGCAGAAUUAACUGAAGAAAUUAACAAGUGGCGUCUCCUCUAUGAAGAACUAUAUAAUAAAACAAAACCUUUUCAGCUACAACUAGAUGCUUUUGAGGCAGAAAAACAGGCAUUGUUGAAUGAACAUGGUGCAGCUCAGGAACAGCUAAAUAAAAUAAGAGAUUCAUAUGCUAAAUUACUGGGUCAUCAGAAUUUGAAACAAAAAAUCAAGCAUGUUGUGAAGUUGAAAGAUGAAAAUAGCCAACUCAAAUCGGAAGUAUCAAAACUCCGCUGUCAGCUUGCUAAAAAAAAACAAAGUGAGACAAAACUUCAAGAGGAAUUGAAUAAAGUCCUAGGUAUCAAACACUUUGAUCCUUCAAAGGCUUUUCAUCAUGAAAGUAAAGAAAAUUUUGCCCUGAAAACCCCAUUAAAAGAAGGCAGUACAAACUGUUACUGAGCUCCUAUGGAGUGACAAGAAUCAUGGAAGUAAACAUCUGAAAAACGUGUUGAAGAUUAUUUCAUUCGUAUUGUUGUUAUUGAUGUUGUUAUUAUGUUUGACAUGGUAUUUUAUAAUGUUGUAUUUAAUUUUAACUGCCAAUCCUUAAAUAUGUGAAAGGAACAUUUUUUACCAAA
Macaca mulatta (Rhesus monkey) is the source of this 2633-nucleotide messenger RNA. RefSeq names its product hyaluronan mediated motility receptor (gene HMMR). The record is from RefSeq and is a predicted model, not a curated record. Gene Ontology annotation, molecular function: hyaluronic acid binding. Lineage: Eukaryota; Metazoa; Chordata; Mammalia; Primates; Cercopithecidae. Gene Ontology annotation, cellular component: membrane.